GAUUAGUAAUGCCUUGAGUCUGUCAAAAAUGGCUGCGCUUUAUUAUUUUUCCAUAUUUAAAUAUUCAACGGCUUUUUCAUCCAUAUAUUAGGUACUUUUAUAAGUAUAUUUAGAUAACUAUCAUUUAUAAGAGUAGUCCGCUGAGGUGUAUAAACUUACAGACGGGACUGGGACGCUGGACUUGUUGUGUGGUCGUCCACCUGCUAUAUAACCCAGUGACUAUGCCAGCUGCCCUACAAUAGCCGUUGCAAAUGAAAAUGGAUGAUAUGUCGCUGUCAGGCCUGGAUAACACCAAGCUAGAGGCCUUGGCUCAUGACAUCUACUCAGACUUGGUGGAAGAUGCAUGUUUGGGGCUAUGCUUCGAAGUGCACCGAGCCGUCAAGCAAGGCUACUUUUUCCUGGAUGAGACGGACCAAGAAAGCAUGAAGGAUUUUGAAAUUGUGGACCAGCCAGGGUUGGACAUAUUCGGACAGGUGUACAACCAGUGGAAGAAUAAGGAGUGUGUGUGUCCCAACUGCAACAGGAGCAUAGCAGCCUCGCGAUUCGCCCCUCACCUGGAGAAAUGUUUGGGAAUGGGGCGCAACAGCAGCCGCAUCGCCAGCCGCAGGAUAGCCAGCAGCAACAACACAAGCAAGUCAGAAAGUGACCAAGAGGACAACGAUGACAUCAAUGACAACGACUGGUCAUAUGGUUCAGAAAAGAAACCCAAGAAGAGAAAGUCAGACAAGAAUCCAAAUUCCCCAAGAAGGUCCAAGUCUCUGAAGCAUAAAAAUGGAGAACUCAGCAGUAGCGUAAAUCCGGACCUUUACAAGUACAACUACAGUUCUGGGAUCAGUUAUGAGACUCUGGGGCCAGAAGAGCUCAGAUUUCUCCUGACUACGCAAUGUGGGGUCGUAUCAGAGCACACUAAAAAGAUGUGCACGCGGUCCCAGCGCUGUCCCCAGCACACGGACGAGCAGAGGAGGGCAGUCAGAGUUUUCCUCCUGGGGCCGUCCGCGUCGACACUGCCGGACCCUGAGUCAGUGCUGGAAAAUGACGGUUACGACACCCCUGAUGGACAGCUCAUCAUGUCCCGCCUCCAGUGGGAUGGCUCAUCUGACAUUUCACCUUCAGACUCCGCCUCCUCUAAAGCCAGUACCAAUAAUUCAGACUCUAAGAGACCUAAGAAAAAGAAGAAGCCUAGCUCUCUACUCGUGAGUAGUGCUGGAGUGUGUGAGAGGGAAAAAGGAGGAGAGCGAGGAGAACGAGAGAGAGGAGGAGGAGGAGGGGGAGGGGGGAGCAGCAGCAGUGUGAGUGGACUGGGUGCUGCAGGCACUAGCAGUAGCAGCAACUCCCAGAGUGCACUUGCCCUGUCAAAUCGUAAGAAGAGGCCCAGACCUCCACCUCCACCAGCCCCUAAUAUUUAUGAUGACCUGAACUAAAAGAAUAACACACACACAAACUCCACCAUGAUCAGUACACUGAAUUGUUUAUUUGUUUUUUUUUCCUUUGCUCUUUCAAAGCAGGAUAUGUGUUUGCAUAUGUGUCAUGUGUAGUUGAAUAGUGGGCUUUAAGUUGACUUGUCGUUGGUGUAAAUGUACUAUAGCAUGUCCAGACUAAAGUGAGGUGAUGUAUGCGUGUACUGGUUCUGUUUGAAUAAUUCUAUUAACGGAUUGGUUUCAAAAACCACACAAUAAUGUUGCUGCCUCUUAAUUGAUGAUGCUAUUUCUUCAGAACAGUCCUACUGCAUCCUUACUAAAUAAUGUUCCUUUGAUAAUCAUUGUUGUAGCUUCAGGCCAAAUUAUGCUCUUUCAAUCAACGCACUUAUUUUCCACCACUUCCUGGUAAAUAUUUUUCAGUAUUUUGCACUAUUUAUUUACAGUGUAUAAUUUAGUGUCUUGGUGGCCCUUGUGUGGUCUAGAAAUGUGCUCCAAUCUGUGCACACUGUCUUUUUUGAAUCUUGAGCACUUAUUACAUCCUGUUUUAUUUUACACUGAGCUGCUUUUUUUUUUUAAUAAUAACAAAAAAAGCACUUGUACUUUGGUAAUGAAAGAUGCAGUUCGUUUUGGAGUAAAUACAGAAGGCUUAUUGCUUUGUAAAGUGGAUUUUUUUUUCCAUCUCUUAUUUGAAUUUUAAAUUGUGGAUUCAGAUUUAAAGUGUGUAUAACACGUUUCUGUGGUGGACAGAGAAAAGAGUCCACUGUUGCAUAUCUGUACAUAGGAAGUUGUGUUGUAGGGAUGGAUAUGUUGUAAUUUUUCAAUGCUGGCGUUGGUUCUCUCACUCCUUACUGAACAUCCUGUGGUAUUGUGAAUAAAGCCUGGUGUGUCUCAAGACCACUUCUCACCUGGAA
Messenger RNA from Ictalurus punctatus (channel catfish), 2329 nucleotides. It is a transcript of the gene atxn7l3a, whose product is annotated as ataxin 7 like 3a. Lineage: Eukaryota; Metazoa; Chordata; Actinopteri; Siluriformes; Ictaluridae. The transcript is spliced from 13 exons. Bases 252 to 1421 code for a protein of 389 amino acids. Gene Ontology annotation, cellular component: SAGA complex; DUBm complex. Gene Ontology annotation, biological process: regulation of transcription by RNA polymerase II; positive regulation of DNA-templated transcription. Gene Ontology annotation, molecular function: transcription coactivator activity. The record is from RefSeq and is a predicted model, not a curated record.